AUAUAUAUAUAUACAUACAUAUAAGUUGCGGCUAAUAUAUUCAAUGCACUCUUCAAGAUUGCUACCAUUGAUAACCACACACCGAUGCACCAAAUCAAACCCACUUUUUUGGUUUGCAGUGAUUUCGUCGCUGCUAUUUUGCAUUAGUUUACCAACGUACGUGUAGCGCGCAACUCUAUCUAAAUAAUUCGAAAAUAUACUUAUACACAAGAACGAAAAAUGCCUGUGCUUAAGUGGGGUAUUGCAGCAGCUGGGCGCAUAACGCAUGACUUCGUCACAGCAUUGUCCACCAUUGAACAAAGCCAACAUAUGGUGGUCGCUGUGGCCGAUGUGGAAGAGCACCGUGCCAGAGAUUUUGCUAAACGUCAUGAAAUACCUAAAUACUACGAUGGCUUCGAUGCCCUUUCACUGGACGCCGAAGUCGAUGUGGUCUAUGUGGGCACUCUAAAUCCUUUCCACUAUCGCGUAGUGCGUCUAAUGUUGGAGCGUAGCAAACAUGUGUUGUGUGAGAAACCAUUGUGCUUGAGCGUGCGGCAAGCUGAAGAGCUUUAUCGUGUAGCAAAGGAACGUAAUGUAUUCCUCAUGGAAGGCAUGUGGUCCCGCUGCUUUCCCAGCUAUGCGCGGUUACAUGAACUCUUGCUUGCCGAUUGCAUCGGUGAGGUGACACACAUACAAGUGCAACAUGGUUUUCGUGCGGAUGUGGAACGCAUCUUGCAGCGCUCACUUGGCGGUUCCAUUACGCUUGAUAUUGGCCUUUAUGCAUUGCAGUUGGGUCAAUUCGUCUAUGGCUGCGCUCCCAUUGGCAUCAAAUGCAAUGCACAUCUGAACAGUGAUGGUGUCGAUGUGGAAAGUGAAUUUAUAUUGGAUUAUGGAAAGAAUCGAAAGCUCGCCGCAUUCAUAUCGGGUUUGGAAAAUUUGGAUAAUUGCGCGAAAUUAUUGGGCACCAAGGGUGAAAUCAAGCUCAAUAACUAUUGGUGCUGCACAUCGCUGACGAAGCCCGGUAAUGCAACGGAAUCUUGGCCAUUACCCGCUGCCAAAUUCGAAUUCAAUCACACUAAUUCCUGUGGACUACGUUAUGAGGCGGAAGAAGUGCGCAAAUGCAUCGAGAAACGUUUGCUGGAAUGUCCAUUGUAUACGCAUGCGCAAAGCCUAGAACUAAUACGCAUCGAAGAGGAGAUACGCAGGCAAAUAAAUGUAAACUAUGAUGACGUACUGUGCUUGGAUUUAUGAGAAUAGGACACGAUAAAAAUGGGCUACUGGAAAGGAAUUAGGUUAGAUCAUCAUCGUGCACUUUGCACAAGAAUUUGUAAUGAGAUUGGAAACCGAGCACAACCCGUACAGGAAUUUGUUCAUUUCGUUUUAUUAUUAUUAAUCUAAAUAGUUUAUAACUAUGUUUAUUCGAUUCGUGUUAUGCAAUUACUAUUACAUACAUUGUAGCUACAUACAUAAAUUUAUGCAAAUAUGUACUGUAUAAUCUAAAUAUACAUACAUACACUUGUGAUCAGCUAAUUAAGCCAGCAACAUUUUGAUGACUUUUGGCUAUUUUUCUUUUGUUUAUUUAAUGUUUAUUAUUUUUUCAUAAAAGUCUAGCUUAUUUUAUAGAAAACACCAUAUAAAUGCACAUUUAAAACUUUUUGCAAAAAUUAUAAAAAAAUCUGUAAAGUUUCAGCUAAAUUUUAAACUUUUUAUUCAGAGUUUUUAGAAUUUUUUAUUUUAUUUUUUUUUAGUAUGCAUAGCCUAUUAAAUUCUAGGGUAACACUGUGCAAGUUUUAAGUUGCUAAAGAAUCGCGCUGAUUUUUAAUUAACUUUUUCUGACAAAAAUAUAUUAUCGACAAUUUUUUAUGGAAGCAAAAAAAUGCGUAAUGCAGUCAGAAAAAAAUUAUUAAAAAUUAACGCGAUUUUUUAGCAACUUAAAACUUGCUCUGAAUAAUCUGAAUAAAAGUUGAGAACUUAGCUGAAACUUUGCGCAGAUUUUUUAUAAUUUUUGCACAAAGUUCGAAAUGUGGAUUUGGAUGGACUUUUAUAAAAAAUAAUAAACAUUAAAUAAACAAAAAAAAAACAAAGUUGAUCAAAAUGUUGCUGGCUUAAUUAGCUGAUCACAAGUGUAUCUAUUUUAUUUUUUUAUUCGGCUUAUAUUUUUAUUAAUUAGGUUGUUUUUACUUUCCAUUUUCAAAUGUCUUAAAUUUAUUACAUACACAAAUUACUAUCCUUUAUGUACUAUAAACUCUUUCUACUGAAGCUGCUGUAAUCACUAAAUAUUUUAUUUUAUUUUGUUAUAUUUACAGAACUUAUCGAAAGUGAAUACUUAGUAUGUUUCUAGUAGAGUUUGUGUUAAAAAUUGCCAAUUUUCGAAAUUAAAAAUAAAAUUCCGCUCAACUUAGUUGACUUGCAUUUUUAUUAAAAACUUUUUCG
This is a messenger RNA of Rhagoletis zephyria (snowberry fruit fly), 2412 nucleotides long. Its product is annotated as trans-1,2-dihydrobenzene-1,2-diol dehydrogenase. Gene Ontology annotation, molecular function: nucleotide binding. Lineage: Eukaryota; Metazoa; Arthropoda; Insecta; Diptera; Tephritidae. The record is from RefSeq and is a predicted model, not a curated record.